This is a messenger RNA of Salvia miltiorrhiza (redroot sage), 1562 nucleotides long. RefSeq names its product F-box protein At3g07870-like. Bases 293 to 1459 code for a protein of 388 amino acids. The record is from RefSeq and is a predicted model, not a curated record. Lineage: Eukaryota; Viridiplantae; Streptophyta; Magnoliopsida; Lamiales; Lamiaceae. Gene Ontology annotation, molecular function: protein binding. The transcript has a single exon.
CACUCUAGUACGCUCUAGGUACAUUCCACGUAGAACUUGCAUCAUCCUAAAGGAUAACUUGGCCUACCUUAUCCACAACGGAAGAGUGAAAAUAAAUAUUAACAGAAAAAAAGGAAAAAGAAAAAGAAGAUUGAAGAAAAUAUCCACUCUUAUUUAAUCUGUGCCGCACCAAGACUGUCUAUGGAGCCACUUUACACUUUAUAAAUCCACUUCCAUCUCCUUCAAUUCAAUUCAAACCCUAAUCAAAACCCCAUUGCCAUACCUCAACACAGCUCCAAAUUUCUUCUGCAUAAUGGUGUUCAUCGUCCCGCCCCCAAAAUCCGCCGCCAACGGCAGCGACAUCCUGAUGAGCAUCCCGUCCCACAUCAUCAUCGAGAUCCUCUCACGUCUCCCGGCGAAAUCCCUCGUCCAGUGCAAAUCCGUCUGCAAGCAGUGGCUCGAUCUGACCUCCGAUCCCUACUUCGCCAAGCUGCAUUUCACCAGAUCAAAGCCCGGCGUCGCGAUCCACCAAUCGGAGCCGUCGAAGAACCUCCUCAGAGUCGCCGAUUUCGACGACUUCCAUGAUCCGACGGCCGAGAUCGACCUCAAAUCGCUCAGCCCGUCCCCCGAAGACGCCGCCAUCGUCGUCGACGGAUCCGUGAAGGGGCUGCUCCUCCUCCGCGACGCCAAUUACAAGCACGAGGCUCUGUACGUGUGCAACCCCCUCACGCGCGAGUACAUCGAGCUCGCGAGCCCUAAGCAGGUGGUUCGAUACCCUAGCGUGGUGACGCACGGAUUUGGAGUGACGAAGCGGAGCGAGGAAUUCAAGGUCGUGAGAAUCUAUCAGGAGAGGGAAAUGGAUCCGGGGAGCGGGUCCUGCUUGGGAAUCCCCAAUUCCGAGUGCCAAGUCUACACGCUCGGGACCGCGGAGUGGCGCGGCGUUGGAGACGCCCCUUUCGCCUACGACGGCCGCCUGAUCGGCCAGUUCUUCAGGGGGAAUCUUCACUGGCUGGUUGAGGAUUUGAACGGCCAGGAACUGAUCUCCUGCUUCGACCUCGAAAACGAGUCGUUCCACCCGUUCCCGCCCCCAUUUCCGGGCAGAAAACUGCUCGGAAGCGUCGGAGUGUUGGAUGAUUGCCUCUGCCUCUGCGAUAACACCUCAAAUUUCGAGGUGGAUAUCUGGGUGAUGAAGGAAUACGGAGUUGGGAAAUCGUGGAGUAAGAGAUUCGUGAUCAGGAAAAUGCCUGAAUUGAUUGGGCCAUCGUUUGAGAUCGUUCGAGUGCUCAAGGUCUUGGGAGAUGGCAACAUCUUGCUGGUGUGGGCGGAUUACUGCGUGCUGAAUUACUGCAGUAAAAGUGAAGUUACUCAAGAAGUUGACAUGGUUCAAUCCAGAGGGCCUAAUAGCGUUGAGGCUAUGCAUUAUGUGCCGAGCUUGAUGAGCCUGAAGAGCUUUGUUAUGGAAAAACUUGUGAUGUUUUAGUUUUUCUUGUAAAUUUCUUCAUGAAAAUCUGAACUAUAUUUGAUGUUCGGUUUUUCAUAGGUUGAAUCUUUCAUAUUAACUUGCUGUUUUCUUUGAUUGUUUA